AUGGACCCGCGAUUGGCGCUAGAGCUAGAGGAUGAGCGGGAAGACGUCGAAGCGCGUCUGCAGAAAAUACAGGAGGAGGUAGAAUCGCUGCUAGAAGAGCAGGAGCAGCUAAUCAAGAGACGCGAGGAGAUUAACUCCAGACUAGAGGCGUCAUCUGCGGCUGCAGCCGCGUGGGCUGCUGCUAAUAACGCGAAUGCUAAUAGCCAAGCUGCCAGUGAGAGCAAAAAUGAUUUUAACAGGAACGCUGGUAAUGGUGGUGAUGGUGGUGGUGGUGCAAAAUCUGAGCAAGGAGUAGCUGUGGGUGUGGGGGGGUCAAGAGGAGUAGGAGGAUCAGGAGGAACAGGGGGAGCAGGAGGAGGAGCGGGAGGAGGAGCAGGUGCAGCAGGGUUGGGAUCGGUGGCGAGGUGGCAAGCUCCCUUUGAAUGGGACGCCCAGGUGGCUGCGGUUGGGCGAGAUGUGUUUGGGAUCGGACGGUUCAGAUCGCAGCAGAGGGAGGUAAGGGAGAAGGCUCGGAAGCAGGGACGUCCUGUGCAAACGGGACGUGUUUGUGGUCAUUCCGGCAGGGGGGGACAGGAGCUUCUGCUACCAGCUGCCAGCACCACUGUCCUCAGUCAACCUGUCCAUAGCACUCUCCUUUCUCCUCCCUGCUUCUCCCCUCCAGCAGUGCUUCUCCCCUCCUCUCAGAUCAUCAAUACGAUCAUCAAUGCAGUCCUGUGCAAGAGGGAUGUGUUUGUCAUCAUGCCAGCAGGGGGCGGGAAGAGCCUCUGCUACCAGCUGCCAGCGCUGCUAUCUGCACUGCUCACUUUCUGCCCUGCUGCCCUGCUGCAAUGCUUGCUUAUCGUUCUCCUCUCCCUUCGUCCCUCCCCUCAUCAGAUCAUCAACGCCGUGUUGUGUAAACGAGAUGUGUUUGUCAUCAUGCCAGCAGGGGGCGGGAAGAGCCUCUGCUACCAGCUGCCUGCACUGCUAUACCCAGGCAUCUCCCUGGUCGUCAGCCCACUUUUGUCGCUCAUUCACGACCAGGUCAUGUGCCUGUCAGGCUUUGGCGUGCCAGCGGCCAUGCUCACAUCUACAACGUCCAAAGACGAGGAGAGGUGCUCAUGCGGUAACCGCACCUCACUGCUAUACGUCACUCCUGAGAAGGUGGCACGCAGCAAGCGGUUGAUGUCGAAGCUGGAGAAGCGCCAUGCUGCUGGGAGGCUCUCAUUGAUUGCCAUAGAUGUGAGUGCUGGCACGCAGAGGCGCACUGCUGCAGCCAGUGGGGGCAUGACUUUUGUCCCUGACUAUGCCCCUCCUACACAUUCACUUUCCCCCACACCCCUGUUCAACCCCUCCUCCUCCCUCUUCCCUUAUCAGGAGGCGCAUUGCUGCAGCCAGUGGGGCCAUGAUUUCCGCCCCGACUAUGCUCAUCUCUCAGUGCUAAAAAAGCAGUUCCCCAAGACGCCCAUGCUCGCCCUCACAGCAACAGCAACUGAACGAGUGAGGGAUGAUGUGAGGGACAUGCUUCAAAUGCGGCGAUGCGAGCUCUUUGUUUCCUCUGUCAAUCGACCCAACCUCUUCUAUGAGGUGCGGGAGAAGCCGCCUGGUGCAGCUGCUGCUGUGGAGUCGAUUGCUCACUUCAUUCUGGAGCACUAUGCGCCUUCUGACUCGGGCAUUGUCUAUUGCUUCUCACGCAAGGAGUGCGAGCAGGUAGCAUCGGAGCUGUCGCUGCGGGGCAUCCCGGCAGCGCACUACCAUGCCGACAUGGACCCUUCCCAUCGCACUCAUGUGCAUGUGAGCUGGAGUCGGGGGGAAGUGCAAGUCAUUGUGGGCACUGUUGCAUUUGGAAUGGGAAUCAACAAGCCUGACGUUCGGUUUGUGAUACACCAUACUCUCAGCAAAUCUAUAGAGACCUACUACCAGGAGAGUGGGCGAGCAGGCAGGGAUGGGCUGCCGGCUCGCUGCAUUCUCUUCUUCCGAUGUGCGGACCUGCCCCGACAGAGCAGCAUGGUAUUUGCAGAGAACGCUGGGCUGAUCAAUCUGUAUGCCAUGGGACGGUAUGCCAUGAAUCGCCGUGAGUGUCGGAGAACGGCCAUCUUCAGACACUUCGGGGAGGAGCCGAGGGAAUGCGAAGGUAUGUGUGACAUUUGCAGCCAGGGAGGAGGAGGAGGGGAACGAACAGCGCAGCAGGACUUUACUCCCCACGCCCGUUCCAUACUCGAAUUCGUUCAAGAAACCCAAUCGUCCAAGGAGAAAUCCCUCACACUGUUGCAGCUUACAGAGCAAUGGCGAACAGGAGGCAGGGGAGGAGGAGGGGGAGGCGGAGGAGUGGGGAGAGGGAAUGUGAAGGGAGGGGGAAAAGGGGAAUCCGAGAGUUGGGGUUCGUUGGUGAAAGGGAUCACUAAAGAGACAACAGAGCAGCUUAUAACGCAUAUGCUCCUGUCAUCUGUGCUGAGGGAGGAGUUUCAGCACUCGCCAUAUGCCACAAACGCCUACCUGCUUCCGGGCCGCAAUGCACACCGCGUCCUCACAGGUCAGAUGCGCGUUACAAUGGACAUCCCAAGACAAGCAACAACAACUACAACUCAUCCUCCUGCUGACCCAAGCGUUUCAACUGCACGAACCACCACUAUCACCAACACCGCAACUGCUACGAGUGCAGCCGCUGCUGCAUCUGACGCAAAGCUCUCCCGCCGCCUCGACCAAUUGCGUCGCUCCGUUGCCUCUCAACACGGCGGCCUGUUCCCACAUGCUGUGCUCUCCUCCCAUCAUCUCUUCGCUCUCUCGCAGUCGAAACCAGCCUCCAUGCAUCAGGUACGGCCCUCUUCACGCCUUCACACCUCCGUUGCAUCUCAACACAGCGGCCUGUUCCCACAUGCCGUGCUCUCCUCGCACCAUCUCUUUGCUCCCUCUCACUCCAAGCCAGCCACCAUGCAUCAGGUAAGGCUUUCUUCACACCAAGGUACAUCAUGUACAGCCCUCCUCACACCACAAGGCUUUGUUGCAUCUCAACACGGCGGGUUGUUCCCUCUUGGCGUGCUCUCCUCCCACCACCCCUUCGCUCUCUCCCACUCCAUGCCAGCCGCCAUGCCUCAGGUAAGGCCUCUCUGCACAUCUCAUUCCCUUUGUUGCUUCUCAACACGGCGGGUUCGUUCCCUCGUGCCGUGCUCUCCUCUCACCACCUCUUCGCGCUCUCUCACUCAAAACCAGCCAUCAUGCCUCAGGUAUUAG
Messenger RNA from Closterium sp. Naga37s-1, 3207 nucleotides. The record is from the annotation of a GenBank genome assembly. Lineage: Eukaryota; Viridiplantae; Streptophyta; Zygnematophyceae; Desmidiales; Closteriaceae.